Molecule: messenger RNA, 2377 nt
Organism: Mizuhopecten yessoensis (Yesso scallop)
Lineage: Eukaryota; Metazoa; Mollusca; Bivalvia; Pectinida; Pectinidae
Product: protein DD3-3-like
Exons: 14
Coding region: 135-2144 (669 amino acids)
Source: RefSeq, a predicted model, not a curated record
CACUAGUUUCACUUCACAUUAGCUUAGGUAGACACACAUUUAGGAGGAAACCGGUGGCUUCCCAUGUCCGGUAUAUUAGAUAGUUGUGAAAGAUAACUGAAAAGCAACGUAGGAAGACACAGAAACGGUUUGGUAUGACGAGGACGGUGACAUACACCAGCUCAUUGCUACUGCUGCUGCUGCUGGUCGGUGUACAAGGAGACAUAUAUUUGCACAUUCCACGAGGUUCCAACAACAGACUCGCAGAAACCACAGCAACCCGUACCAAUGCCAACCGUGUGUUUGAUUCCCAGAAUAACAAUCGAGGUGGAUAUAAUGUAGGUGAUGCUACCCAAGAAAAAGCUGGCAAUGAUGAAGGCGAGCAGUACAGAAUGAAAUAUUUCCAAAGUGGAUCUUGGAAGACUAAGACAAACGAUGCAGGUAAAAGUUUCCUGUCUGUGGAGUGGACAAAUCAGCAUGGCUGUGGGGGCAACGAGGACACGAAUCCCCAGAAACAGAACUGUCACCUGGUGCUGCAGUAUAUGUGUCAGGACGAUGUUGAUUCACCAACAGGAACGGACGAUACCCUGAGGAAUGGCGUAGAGACCAACACCCAAAACUAUCAACCUCCCAACAACCUGGACGAGACAAAGAGCCAGAAAAACAACAGGAAAAACAACAAUGUAAAAUCGGAACGUGUUAUACAGGAACCCUGGGAGUGGUACGAUAGCUGUUACCUACGACAACGCAACAAAGGAUUAUUUACGGCAGACCAGAAGCUUAAGAACAAUAAAUUUGGAUACAGCAGUGCUACUUAUACCAGACAAGAUAAUCAGGGCAAUCGCUAUGGUUACGAAUGCCCUGAAGAGAGGGACUAUUACCCAUACUGGCAUCCGACGCCCUGGACAGAUAUUGCUGUACUGGCAGAAAAUGCUUCCAUGUGUCGGUUCUAUGAACAGGAGAGCUUCAACAGCCGGUCCUACCACACAUGUGUAGAAAGUUACAGCGACGGCAGCCGUAAACAUUGGUCCAAGUGGAACAACCAACAACAGUGCGUAGAGAACGGUGGCCAGUGGAUAGCAUUCCAUAACUACCUGGAGAAGGCUCCAGCGUUCACUAGUGAAGGAGAGUGUACCCGACAGACUGCGUGGGGCUACUCUUACAUCUGGGCCGUACCAUUCGAUGCUCAGGAUGUUACAAAGAAGGAAUGCCUUAUCAAGCUUGACGCUCCUGAUUGUAGGGCUGCUGAUUUUUCUAGAUCUAAUCACCUCGGUAAUGGUGUUGAUGGUACUGCCCUGAAGUAUGACUGGACACUGCCCUACUUCCCGUCUGGUAACGCUAAGAGAUGUGUAUUCAGGAUCAGAUACAACAUUUCCACAGAUGACUAUGAUCCCUAUACCACCAACAGUAGUCACAACAGAAAUGAAGCGACUAAGACCAUGUCUCCUGUGGAGCAGGACCCCUAUGUGGACGUUGGUGAGAGGUCAGCUCUACGACUGAACAUCAACACAGAUCAGACCGGUCGGACAUUCCAGGAUCGUAGCCACGUGUUCCUACUGAAGCCCCGCCCCUCGGGAAUGGAUAAUGACAGAAUCUAUAACCUCAACAUCAGGGGCAAGCGAGGCAAUAUAGUCCAGGUGUAUCCGGCUGUAGAGUACGACUUCCAUCCUAACACCCUCAGUCUACGACCUAACGACCUUGUACAUAUACAGUGGACAGGUUCUAACAGCCAUAACAAUGGAGGAAAUGGAGGAGAUGGGCAAGCAGGAGACGAGGGACAAGGGAAAGAUGGUACCGAUAGAAAUAAUAUGGUUCAGAUUGAAGACUUGAACAACAACUACCCUGUGCCAUUUGAACAGUCUACUAUGUGGCAGAAUGCUGAAGUAAAAUGGAUUUAUCAUGGGAAAGGAUCGGUGUCACCGAAGGACCUGGCAGUCAGCAUGGCCUCAUCGGGAUACUAUGUGUGCACCAAGGCGAGUAGUUGCGGAGGAAUGUCGGGAGAAGCUGCCGACACCAAGACACUUAUGAAUAAACUGCUGAACAAUGCCCCGGCAUCAUACGAGGGAGCUGUGCUAAAAUUCAAGGCUGGCACCUACCACUACAUGUGUAGCCGAAACAACAACUUCACAAACCGUAGCCAAAAGGGCACGAUCAUUGUUGGAUAGGAACGACACAUCUUAUUUAUUAUGUACUACACAGAUAUUACACAUCAAAAAUAUUUCACGAUCAAACAGUAUUUAAAAUUCCCUUCAUACCAAACAGUAUCAAGAAGAUUAUGGGAAGUUCUUUUUACAGAUCCAAUGAAAUUUUCUAUGUGACUUUUCGAUGACUAGUAUGAUAUGUACACUAUCACCUUCAUCAGACAAAUGAUCAUGACCAGUGAAGCGUAUGCACACAA